UCAAAAGUGUUGAGCAAUCACGCACACAAUCAGUCACAACUUACAGUAAAUAUCGCGAUCAUCGACGGAAAUCUUAAUAAAGCAGUUCAGAAUGAUUCGUCGUGCAGCAAAUUCAAUGCUAGUUAAUUCUUUAAAACAGCAUCAAAUAGCGUCAAGCUCAAUUUUUAGACACAUGACGACAUUAUCAGAAAAUGAUAAUGUUCUGGUUAAUGAAAAUGGUACAGCCGGUGUUAUUACAUUGAAUAGACCAAAAGCAUUAAAUGCAAUCAAUACCGACAUGGUUAAAAAGAUUUAUGCGGCAAUGAGAGACUUUGAGAAACGAGAUGAUAAGAAAUUGGUCAUACUUAAAGGAGUUGGUGAGAAGGCAUUUUGUGCUGGUGGUGAUGUUAGAGCAGUCGUUGAAGGCCCAGUUAGUGAUGGGAAGGAAUUCUUUAGGAAUGAGUACAAGAAUAAUGAAUUAAUUGGCAAUUUUAGAAAACCUUAUAUCGCUGUUAUCGACGGAAUCACAAUGGGUGGAGGUGUUGGCUUGUCAGUCCAUGGAAAAUACAGAGUUGCAACGGAAAGGACGUUAUUCGCUAUGCCUGAAACAGCUAUCGGACUCUUCCCUGAUGUUGGUGGUGGAUAUUUCUUACCAAGAAUGGAAGGAAACAUGGGAUUUUAUCUCGGUAUAACUGGAUUUCGAUUAAAAGGACGUGAUGUUAAGAAAGCUGGAGUUGCCACUCAUUUCGUCGAAAGUUCAGCUCUUGAAGAACUGGAAACAGAGUUGGGAAAGUGCAAUAAUUCUGAUGAAAUUGACAAGACUUUAACAAAAUUCGAAGGAUUGUUUAAGGAUACAUCCGAAUUCAUCCUUCAACCACAUUUAAAACAAAUCGAAAAGGCUUUUGGUGGUGAUACAAUGGAAGUGAUAUUAAAGAGACUUCAUUCUGAUGGAUCCGAAUGGGCUAUGAAACAAUUAAAGACAAUCAGCAAAAUGUCACCAACGAGCUUAAAAAUUACUUUAAGACAGCUCCAACUUGGCAAAUCAAUGACCCUUCGUGAGUGCCUUCAAAUGGAAUUUAGAUUGGCUGUACAUUGCUGCAUCGAUAGUGAUUUUAAGGAAGGCGUUCGUGCAUUAUUAAUUGAUAAGGAUCAACAGCCAAAAUGGAAACCAAACUGUAUCGAAGAUGUUACACAAGAUCAUGUGAAUAAAUUCUUUGCACCGUUGCCUGAUAAUGAUGAGCUUGUUUUUGAGACAUCAGCAAAGUUGUAAAUAAUUGAGAUUCCUUUAAGGAAGGCGCAUUUUAAAAGUGAAAGUUAAAGAUUUAUAUUAAGUACCUAUACAAUUUGAACUGCAUUUAAUCCAUUGCAUUUAUUUUUGAAAAAUAAAGAAGUUGAAAACUGCUCGAAAUUAUUAA
Messenger RNA from Chironomus riparius, 1394 nucleotides. The record is from the annotation of a GenBank genome assembly. Lineage: Eukaryota; Metazoa; Arthropoda; Insecta; Diptera; Chironomidae.